GGAGCGCGCGGGGUGCCGAGGAUGCUGAGUUUGGGAAGUGAGGAUCAUGUCCGUCUCUCUGGCCAAAGACUUGGUGGCGGUCUGCGCCGCCGCCGCCGUGUCUGAGACCGCUGUGGCUCCUAUCGAGCGCGUGAAGCUGCUGCUGCAGGUUCAGCAUGCCAGCAAACACAUCACGGCUGAUAAGCAGUACAAGGGCAUCGUCGACUGCAUCGUCCGCAUUCCCAAAGAGCAGGGCUUCCUCGCUUACUGGAGAGGCAACCUGGCCAACGUCAUCCGAUACAUCCCCACUCAGGCCCUCAACUUCGCCUUUAAGGACAGGUACAAGACGUUCUUCCUGGCUGGAGUGGACCAGCACACCCAGUUCUGGAGAUAUUUUGCGGGUAACCUGGCUGCAGGGGGCGCCGCAGGAGCAACUUCUAUGUGUGUAGUCUACCCGCUGGACUUCGCCCGCACUCGCUUGGCUGCUGAUAUUGGUAAGGUGAAGGUGGAGAGGGAGUUCACUGGGUUGUCGGACUGCUUCGUCAAGAUCUUCAAAGCUGAUGGACUCGGGGGACUCUACAAGGGCUUCGGUGUGUCAGUGCAGGGCAUCAUCAUCUACAGAGCUGCCUACUUCGGCAUCUAUGAUACUGUCAAAAGUAUGAUGCCAGAUCCAGAAAAUAUUCACUUCAUGUUCAGCUGGAUGAUCGCUCAGAGUGUGACCACUGUGGCUGGAAUCAUAUCCUACCCUUUUGACACGGUCCGACGCCGUAUGAUGAUGCAGUCUGGACUGAAAGGAGGGGAUGCAUUCUACACCGGCACAGUGGACUGCUGGAGGAAGAUUGCUCGUGAAGAAGGCAUGCAGGCCUUUUUCAAGGGAACCUUCUCGAACAUUCUGAGGGGCGUUGGAGGCGCCUUGGUGCUGGUUUUGUACGACGAAUUCAAGAAAUUCACCUGAAUGACUGCCGUCAACCUGUGUUUGUGUGGAACCUGCCAGCAGUGUGUGUGGAAAGAUUUAUUGGUAAUUGAUUGAAAUGGGGUUUUAUGAAUCAUUGAUCAUUGUGUUGCCUUUUUUAAAGAAUAUUUAUAUAAAUAGUAUAGAAAAGUCGCAGGACACUUUUUUAAAUCAGAAACGAAAGGGAAAAGUAAUGAAAGCAAAAAUUACAUAUCUGAAUAACCCAGGCUAUGUCUGGAACAUGGCCAGUAUUUCAAAAGCCAUAUUACGCUUUGGAAAUAAGAGUGUCCUGUGAUUUUUGACUUACUCUGCACACUGAGGAGGCAAAACAUUAUGACCAUUGAAUAUGGCAGCUAGUGCCUUUAAAGGUAUUCUGUGGUAUCUGUCACCAAGACAUUAUCAGCAGAUCCUUUUCUAUGUCCUGUAAGUUUUGAGGUGGAGUCUACAUGAUCUGAUUCACCAGUUGUUCUUACUUAGUGUGCUGACCAUUGCAUACUGGGAACUCAGGUGCUAUUGGAACAUGUGAGUGGUUUUAAUGUUAUGGCUGACUGGUGUAUGUGUGUGCGUGUGUGUAUAUAUGUAACAAACCAAUAAAAUUUAUAAAAA
Messenger RNA from Astyanax mexicanus (Mexican tetra), 1537 nucleotides. Its product is annotated as ADP/ATP translocase 2. Gene Ontology annotation, molecular function: ATP:ADP antiporter activity. Gene Ontology annotation, cellular component: mitochondrial inner membrane. Lineage: Eukaryota; Metazoa; Chordata; Actinopteri; Characiformes; Acestrorhamphidae. The transcript has 4 exons. Gene Ontology annotation, biological process: mitochondrial ATP transmembrane transport; mitochondrial ADP transmembrane transport. The coding region runs from base 47 to 934 and encodes 295 amino acids. The record is from RefSeq and is a predicted model, not a curated record.